Molecule: messenger RNA, 3457 nt
Organism: Phyllotreta striolata
Lineage: Eukaryota; Metazoa; Arthropoda; Insecta; Coleoptera; Chrysomelidae
Source: the annotation of a GenBank genome assembly
UCAACGAACGUUUUUUAGGUUAUAAUCAGAGAUUGAUUAAACUGAAUUGGAUAUUUUCAUUCAGUAUCAAUAACGAUUACUUUUGUAUUAAAAUAUUAUUUAGUUGUAUUGUUCCAAAUCAAUCUUCAAAAUGCCUAGAAUAAUGAUAAAGGGUGGUGUUUGGAGAAACACAGAGGAUGAAAUUCUUAAGGCCGCCGUGAUGAAAUACGGCAAAAACCAAUGGUCUAGAAUUGCCUCUCUCCUUCACAGAAAAUCUGCGAAGCAAUGUAAAGCCCGUUGGUUCGAAUGGUUAGACCCCAGCAUCAAAAAAACCGAAUGGUCCAGAGAAGAGGAUGAAAAGUUGUUGCACUUAGCUAAACUAAUGCCCACACAAUGGAGAACCAUCGCACCUAUUAUAGGCAGGACCGCAGCCCAAUGUCUAGAAAGAUACGAAUAUUUACUGGAUCAAGCUCAAAAAAAGGAAGAAGGCGAGGACGCCGUCGACGAUCCGAGGAAGCUAAAACCCGGAGAAAUCGAUCCCAAUCCGGAAACCAAACCGGCCAGACCCGAUCCUAAAGAUAUGGACGAAGACGAGUUAGAGAUGCUUUCUGAAGCCAGAGCUAGACUGGCCAACACCCAAGGCAAAAAAGCCAAGCGUAAAGCCCGCGAAAAGCAAUUAGAGGAAGCCCGGCGUUUGGCGGCUUUGCAGAAGCGCCGAGAACUGAGAGCAGCCGGCAUCGAGGUCACCUCGAGGCGCAAGAAGAAACGAGGCGUGGAUUACAAUUCGGAAAUUCCAUUCGAAAAACAACCAGCCAUCGGUUUCUACGACACUUCUAACGAAGCCCUCGACUUGAUGGCUCCAGAUUUCUCUAAAAUGAGACAACAACAUUUAGACGGUGAACUCAGAAGUGAAAGAGAAGAGAGAGAACGCAAGAAGGAUAAGCAAAAGUUGAAGCAACGCAAAGAGAACGAUAUCCCUCAAGCGAUGCUGCAAAACGAAGAACCGGCUAAGAAACGAUCGAAACUGGUGUUGCCCGAACCGCAGAUAUCCGAUCAAGAGAUGCACCAAGUGGUCAAGUUGGGCAAAGCGAGCGAAACGGCCCGAGAAAUCGCGACGGAAAGCGGCGUCGAAACCACCGAUACUCUUCUCAACGAUUACAUGUUCACACCUCAAGCUGCCGCUACUCCUAGAACUCCAGCACCGCAAACCGACAGGAUACUUCAAGAGGCCCAGAACAUGAUGGCCCUUACGCACGUCGAUACGCCUCUCAAAGGCGGUUUGAAUACGCCCCUGCACAAUUCGGACUUCAGCGGGGUUCUGCCGCAAUCGCAAGCGAUCACCACACCUAAUACAGUGCUCGCCACGCCGUUCAGAUCGACGCGAAGCGAUGGCGGGGCGACUCCCGGAAGCACGGCAGGAUUCAUGACACCCAAAAGCGGAGCCCUGACUCCUGUCGGCAAGAACGCGACGCCUUCCGUCAGAGAUAAGCUGAAUAUUAACGCCGAAGAAACUUUAGAUGUGGGAAGUACUCCGGCCGAACACCGAAUGUAUCAAAUGUCGAUGAAAGACCAGUUGAAACUAGGACUGAGCAGCCUGCCGCAGCCCCGGAACGAUUACGAGAUCGUCGUGCCCGAAAACGAGGCGCAGGAUGAACCCGAAGAAGCCCAAUCGCAAUCGGUCGAAGACCAAGCGGACGUCGAUGCCAGAAAACAAGAGGAACUGAGAGCCAAGGCGGCUCAAGAAUUAGCGUCGCGUUCGCAAGUCAUCCAAAGGGAAUUGCCGAGGCCGCAAGACGUGAAUCUCACGGUGCUCCGGCCGCCCAACGAGAGCUACUCCUUGACGGACCUUCAGCGCGCCGAGGAAUUGAUCAAAUGCGAAAUGGUUACGAUGUUGCAAUACGACAAUCUGAAGAACCCUCUGCCGGCGCAAAGUAAGCGAUCGAACAUGUCGCAGGCUCAGCAAUUGGCCUUUCUCGAGCAACAUCCGUACGAUUCGUUCAAAACGGAGGAUUUGGACGUGGCUAAAUCGCUGUUGAGGAGCGAAAUGGAUGUGGUAAAAAGCGGCAUGAAUCACGGAGAAUUGCCGUUGGACGUGUACAAUCAGGUAUGGGAAGAGUGCCUGGGCCAAGUUCUGUAUCUUCCGAAUCAGACGAGGUACACCCGCGCGCAUUUGGCGAGCAAAAAAGAUAGAUUAGAAUCGGCGGAAAAGCGGCUGGAACAGAACCGAUCGCACAUGGCCAAGGAGGCCAAACGCGCCGCCAAGAUGGAGAAGAAAUUGAAGAUAUUAACGGGCGGUUACCAAUCCAGGGCGCAGGUGCUGAUUAAACAGUUACAGGAUCAAUACGAGAGCAUCGAUCAAUCGACGUUGGAGUUGAACACGUUCAAAUUCCUGGCCGAGCAGGAGAAGAACGCUUUGCCGAUGCGAAUACAGUCUCUUACUGAGGACGUGAAUAGGCAGAUGGAAAGAGAGAAGGUACUUCAAAUGAAAUACGCCGAUUACCAGAAUCAGAUUAAAGAGUUACAAGAGGAGUAUUUAGGUCAAAUGCAAAAUGUUCCAAAUGAAGAAUCAAAUAAAUAUGACGAGGUCACUUCGACCACCAAUGAAGAGAAUGGUAUGGACACGUCGGAAAAUGAAACAGUUACUGCUGAAAAUUAAGGUUUGGUGUGAAAAUGUCAUAAUUUAACGAUUAACUUUGAUCAUAAUAAUUUACAAUAGUAGGUCUUAUUGUUUAUAAAAAAUACAUUCAAUUAGAAUUAAUAAAAAAACAAACAAUCUUUCGAAUUGAUUAUGAAAAAAAGCAAUCGAUUUUUCGUUUUGAAUAUAAAGAAUAUACCAAAUAAUCAAUUUAUAAAUUAAAUUCCAUUAAAUUGCUCCACGACUUCCCGUGCUUUAAUUUCACAGGGAACGGUAUCGAAAGCCCAAAAGAACUUUCCAUGUUUCUCUUAAUCACCUUGGCCACUUUCUUCAAAUACUUAAUAGGAACUUCGUACAUUAAUUCGUCGUGCAAAAACAACACCAACUUGGGCUUGUUUUUCGCUUUGUGGAAAAUCUCCUCCAAUUCCUUAUCUACCGUGAUCAUAGCCCGUUUCACUAAAUCCGCCGCUGAACCCUGCACAAUCGUGUUCACCGCCUGUCUCUCAGCUUGCCCUAAAUUACAACACAUUUCGAUAUACUCUCGAAGUAUCCUCAGACAUUAAUACCAUUAAAAACUAACCUUUUUUUACUAAAUUACACUCGUUUAUGUGCGGCAAGUACCUCUUUCUGCCACUAAUCGUCUCGACGUACCCGUCCCUCCUGCAUCUUUCUAAGGUGCGAUUUAUGAACGAUUUUAUACCGGGAUAGGUCCUCAUAAAAGUUUCCACGAAUUCCGCGGCCUCUUCCUCGCUGGAAUCCAGUUGAGCAGCCAGCGUUUUGCAACCCAUACCGUAAAUUAUACCGUAGCACAAGUGCUUCGCAUUUUGUCUAAUACUAUCCGUC